GGUAUGUGCUACAACCAAGAUACAUUGUUUGAAUGGUUCCCGUACACAACCUAUUGGUGCAGGUUCUCUCACUCCGUCGUUUUUUUUAACCUUAAAUAAAAGAGAAGCAGUUCACCGAUCAACAGGAGUCGCAAAAGGUUGAAAAGUCAAACGGACAGCUGAAGAUGAACUAUUUAAACUAUUUUAUGAGACCAACUCUCCAUCAAGCAGUUCAAAAUGGCAACGUUGCGGUCGUUCAAGAAAUCCUGGAAAGAGAGCCAUCUUCUGUGAAUAAUUGGGAUCUCGAAUUCCAAACACCUCUUCACCUGGUCUACGAUAACAAUGAUGUAUUGAUACAACCUCACAACAAGAUGGCAAUAGCAAAACUUCUUAUAGAUUAUGGAGCAAACGUAAACGCACGAGGAAACAAACUUGAGACACCAUUGCACUUAGCCGUAAAAAAACAACAGAUGGAAGGAGUGAAAUUUCUUUUGGACAACAAAGCUGAUCCGAAUAUCAUUAACACUCACAGUAAAACAGCUUUGCAUUAUGCAACACAAAAGAAUAAAUAUAUUGUAGAAAUGUUGUUGGAGUACAAAGCAGACCCUAACAUUACUGACUGUGAUGAUCAAGUGCCAUUAGACAUUGCCAUUUCUUCUCACAACAUAGAUGCAGAAAAAAAUCUCGUAGCACUUGGUGCAAAAAGCGUGAAUUCCUACAGGAGUCUAGUAGAAGCAUGUAAUAAUUCGUAUGAGUUGUGGACAUGUCAAAAGACGUUUAUCAAAUAUGUAAUAGAACUGGCACCCGAAUUGGAUGCUUACGUUGACUUCUCGCUGAAAUCCCUACUGUACUACAUAGUAUCGAAGAAUCACCAAAAGAACCACAGGACAGAGGAUCCGUGUUUUCUUUUAGAUAUAUUGCACGAGCUAAAAGUCAAAAUCAAAGACGACAUGAAUGAUUCCGAUCUGCAUAAAGCUGUUCGUGAUGAAGAUGAAGAAGCGAUUAAGACCCUCCUCAAAAAUGGAGCAAACGUCAACAGUAAAAACUUCUUCGGCGAGACACCAUUGCAUUUAGUCUUACGAGUUACUAGAACUUGCAAAACGAAAUGGAUUGAUAAAAUUGCUGAGCUGCUUGUUGAAAAUGGUGGUUGACUACCUGCGGAUGGGAGUGUGAGAGAGAAGUCUGAC
This is a messenger RNA of Copidosoma floridanum, 1166 nucleotides long. RefSeq lists its product as uncharacterized. Gene Ontology annotation, molecular function: protein binding. Lineage: Eukaryota; Metazoa; Arthropoda; Insecta; Hymenoptera; Encyrtidae. The record is from RefSeq and is a predicted model, not a curated record.